AAAUAAAAAAAUAAAAAGAAAAAGGAAAAGCCUUAAAGCAACUCUAAUGGUUACAAAAUGGACCUGCUCACAAAAAAAUGAAUAUGUGAGCAGGUAGCCCACCAUUGGUACAACAAUGACAUAAACAACUCAAAAAAUCUUGUAGCUAUUUUGGGCUACGUAGCUCAAAAAUAAUAUAGCUCAAAAAAAUAAAUUAUUUAAAAUAAAUAUUAUAGGGAGCUACAAAGUAUUAUAGCCCACCAAUAUGAUAAAUUAUAGUUUUAAUCAAUUAUAGUUAAAAAUUUAAUGUGGCAAAUUUAGCCACAACAUAUUGUAACUCACCAUUUGACAAAUGCUCUUAAACAAUGAGAACCUCACAAAAUCAAAAUGUAUCCGACAUUUUGAACCAGAACCCCCUUUUGUUGUUUUGUCUUUUUUCGCCCCCUUUCCCCUUCGUCCAUUUUCGUCCAAAUUAAUUGGGGUUUUCUUGCUCCCUGCUUCACUGCGCCUCAUCUCCUCAAUCAUCAUCCUCGUCCGUCAUCAUCUAUCAAUCAUCAACCGUUCAUCAGCUUCCAUCAUCAAUCAUCACAAUCAAUCAUAGGCUUCCGAUUUCCAAUCACCCAACCCCAAUUCGAAGAACAAACAAUCACAACCUUUCACUCUUCAAUCAAAUCGCAGCCUUCAAAUGGAGUUGUACGGCGAAAAAUCGAGGGCACCAACAAUGAACCACCAAGGCAAGCACGUGACCUUCAUUAAUUCCGUACAAGAACUCGACCGCCCAAAUGUUCGGACGAACUGAUAGUAGGUCCGGUCGAACUUAGUGGUGGUUUGGGCGAACUUCAUUCAGCUGGUGUUGUGCAUGGUUGUGUUGGAUGGCGGCGGUGAUAACAGUAUUGUUGGUGUUGCUUGGUGAUGCGUGGUAGGUUGCGAUGAAUGUACGGUGGAGAUUGGUGUUGGAGGAGCAGCGGCUGGGCAGCGUUGAGAGAUGAGAGCUGCUCCGCGGUGGCUAUUGUGUGGUUGAAAGAUGAUGGGCGCUGCAGUACUUUGUUUGUGUGGCGAGUAGUAGAGAAAGGAAGAAGAGUUGGGUGGUGGUGAUGGAUAAGACAAGAGUGGUGGUGUAGGCUAAGCUAUGCAAUGUUGCACCAUUCUUGGCAGCAGUUUGGCCCAAGUUUUGAGGCCCACAAGCCACGAAGUCCAUAAUCCAAUUCUUUAGUGAAGAAAUUACUUCUCUCAUGCGUGAUUCAAUUUCUUUUCCCUGUUAUUGAAAUAUGGUGCUAAUUAUCACUUAUCAUCAGGUUGUGUGAAGGUGGAGAGUUGCUGGAUCGAAUAUUAUCUAAGUAAACAAUGUUCUAUUCAGCCGCGUUUUCAUGAUGUUAUUUCCAGAAGCGUUAAUGUCAAAUUUUUGUUACAUAAAUGUUCUAAUGUUAAUUGCUUUUGUUAUCCAAAUCAGAAAGGAUAGCUGGUAUUAAGAGAAAGACGCAGCAGUGGUGGUGCGUCAGAUGUUGAAAGUCGCUGCUCAGUGUCACUUACAUGGUUUGGUUCACCGUGAUAUGAAACCUGAGAAUUUUCUUUUCAAGUCGCCUAAAAAGGAUUCAUCUUUAAAGGCCACAGAUUUUGGACUAUCAGGUUUCAUAAAACCUGGAGAGUAGAAAAAAUUAACAUCAAUUUUGGAUAAUUAGUUCUCUUAAGCCUAGUUCUGGAGGAUCCUAUGGUUCAUCCUUUAUGAGUGUUAUCCAUUUAAAGGGAGAAAAUUCAUAGAUAUUGUUGGUAGUGCCUACUAUGUGGCUCCAGAAGUACUAAAACGAAAAUCAAGUCCAGUGUCCGAUGUUCGGAGUAUUGGUGUCAUCACCUAUAUAUUACUUUGUGGCAGACGCCCAUUUUGGGAUAAAACUGAAGGUGGUGUUUAAGGAGGAAAGAUUUAAAGUUGAGACGGCUCAGUAGUACAAGCUCGCUACUGGCAGGUAUUUGGAGUCUUCAUUUUAAACAGAGGAAGAAUAUUUGAACUCUCAAGGGAUGUCUCCAACGUUGGCAACAAUACCAGUGCUGAUAGGUCUUUACAGAGCCCUUUCAUAUGUUGCUAAUGAGAAAACUAUGGGGGGAAAUUUUGCGUUUGUGCUCACCACCAUUCUACUCGAUCUCUUGAAUCUCCAUUCUGGAGCUCUUGUGUGCUGAAUCUCCAUUCUGAAAUGCUCACCACCAUUGAUGUUUCUUCAGUUCGUGCAAGCAAGUCAGGUGAUAAAAGACUGAGCAUAUUUACUGGAACAAAGACUCUUCACUUACGCUGUGUGUCCAAAGAAGAUAGAGCAGCAUGGAUUGAGGCACUGUUAGCUGCAAAAGAUCUUUUCCCCAGGGUGCGCUCAAGCAAUGAUUUUUCUCCUGAAGACAUUGUUCUGCCAACAGAUAACCUUCGACGAAGGAUGUUACAGGAAGGUGUUGCCGAGCCAGUGAUUAAAGAUUGCGAGUCUAUUAUGCUCGUAGAAGUCUCUGAGCUGAAGAAUCAAUUUACAGCUCUUCAAGACACACACAUCUCUUUGCUGGAGACUUGAGACGGUUAGAGAGCGAGAAGAUAGAGUUGGAGACAACUGUUGUAGAUGAAACAAAGAGAAGAGAUUCUAGUUGCGGGCAAGGAAAUAGAAGAUUUAACGGAAACAAUGUUCAUGCUCAAUCUUGGAGACCACAAAGAGUCGAGGAAAUUUAUUUCGGAACAAAGGGAAUACCAUGUGAACUUUCCUCCCCUUUUCUUAUAUGUGAAUGCUAUAAUAUUUUCCUUAUCUCCAACAGAAAGAAAGGCAUUUUUUGUUUGUAAAAGUUUUUUUUAUCAUUCCCGUAACUUUUUGUCUAUUGUUUAUAGUUGUGAGGGUUAGUGAGGCUAUAAGUUGGAAGUGAAGGUCCUGGAGUAGAGGACAGAAGGUCAGAGGUUCUUGUCCAUGCAACCUAAGAACAAUAUGUUCGCAACAUUCGAGUACUACUUUGUACUUUUGAAGGCUCUGAAGUAGAUUCAGUUGGGAAGGCGGUAAAAGAGGCCUGCUGAUUGCAUCUUUAAUCUCUAGAACAUAUGGACAAACCAACUGAUGAUAUAAUGUCAAUGGACAAACCAACUGUUCUUGUUAAUAUUUUGGAUAAAGUUUCAGGCAAAAACCUCAUCUUUGAGGCUGCUCCUUUGCUCAAGACAACUGAUAUAGUCAAACAGGAUCAUCAGUUUGAACAAUUUCGGAGCAUUACUCUAUCUGGUACUGACUGUUCUGCUGAGGUGGAGUACUUCGCACCGACUUUUGGUAUGUUUGCCCAAGUUGAGGUCAAACUUUUUAAGUCACGAUUUGUGGGAAGUGAGAGCGAUGAAGAGGUAGAGGUAGAGGUAGAGGAAGGGGAAGGGGAAGGGGAAGGUGAAGAGCUUGAUGUAUAUGGGAAAAUUUCUGCUGAGUAUAAACUUUAUGGCUCUGAAAAGCAAGUCCAUAGCGUUACUCUUUUCGAGAUUAAAAAGGGUUCUAAUAAGCUUGGACAAGUAAUAUUGGGGUCUCCUAUUUCCCUGUCUAGAUCAGUGGUGCCGUUCCUGCAUAUUCAACUCUCACAAUUUCCGUAGAAGUAUGGGAUGGUGCUAAGAAUGAGAUAGUUUUCGGGGGAAGUUGUGAGUUUGAAACUGAUAACUAUAGCAGGGAGCAAGACAUCAUUCGUGGUCCAGAUUGUUUACAUGCUCAAGUGUUUACUGAAUGGAGGGAACCAUUUAUGCUGGAUAAAUCAUAUAACAAAAUGGAUAGGUUGGGAUUGAACACUGUACGUCACUUCUCAAUCCUGCCCAACCCAGGAGAGUUCACGGCACAUCGAGAAGUAGAGGUGUUCUCUAUAUUUGUAGGUCGGCCAAAUGAGCAGAAGUUAAGUCUCCAUGGCAUGGUUAACUUUUACAGUAAUUGGGGUCCGAUUAAUAUCUUUGGAAGGGACAAGAAUGAACCCUAUAUAUUGUACCCUGGCUGCAACUUAUUACCUCUAAAAUUCCCCACGUAUCUUCUCUCACCGGGGGACUUUUUUGGUAUGUCAGUAAACCUUGAAGAUGUUGAGGGUCAUGUGUCGAUCAAAGGAGAAGUGGUGUCGAGUACUGGAUUGAAUUACCGUUUGAGUCCUUGGCAAGAUUGCCUCUUGUGUUCUGUUAUUAAAGGUGCAAAUCAUCAUUGCUUUGCAUCUGUUCAUUACACGGUCUUCUCGUUUGCAGUUCACUGUGUACUUAAAGUUGGUUUCCUUUUCAAGGAUCAUCAACAUUUUGCUGAUGCUGAUGCUGAUGCUGAUGCUUGUAGCAAACUUCAUGGGAGUAUCGUUGCUCGCUAUAAAAAGUAUGGUGACAAAACAUCUUAUGAAAGAUUAUAUUUCAGGAGUGUACUUUUUGAGAGGACUUUGGGAAAUCCUUUAGAAAAGAUAGGUAAGGAUUUUGAGAUGGAGCUUUCGAAACCUGUGGUUGUUGUUCCGUAUGAUUCUUCCUUGUUUAUAGACGUAGAUUUGAGUUGCCGAUAUGGUGGUUAUACUCACCUUAUAAAUGGCACUAGAGAAUUUCAAAUUGGCAUUGGUGUUGGUGAUGGUGUGACAAUUAAAGGAGAUAAAGUUGGCAUCAAUAUCACUAUGGCAUGGAGCCGACCUCAUUAAUUAGUACUAGAUUUGUUGCUUAAUUUAUAGUAGUAGUUUUGUUUCUCAUGUCGUUUGUAAUAACUUUAUCUGUAUGAUGAAUGUAUAAAUAUGAUAUUCUUAUGAAAUCUAUGAUCACUGAAGAUCUCCUUUAUGUCUA
This is a messenger RNA of Spinacia oleracea (spinach), 4747 nucleotides long. RefSeq lists its product as uncharacterized. Bases 3703 to 4608 code for a protein of 301 amino acids. The record is from RefSeq and is a predicted model, not a curated record. NCBI's taxonomy places the organism in Eukaryota, Viridiplantae, Streptophyta, Magnoliopsida, Caryophyllales, Amaranthaceae. The transcript has 12 exons.